Molecule: messenger RNA, 7391 nt
Organism: Leucoraja erinaceus (little skate)
Lineage: Eukaryota; Metazoa; Chordata; Chondrichthyes; Rajiformes; Rajidae
Exons: 4
Coding region: 416-4090 (1224 amino acids)
Molecular function (GO): protein binding; GTP binding
Source: RefSeq, a predicted model, not a curated record
GUGUGUGUGUGUGUGUGUGUGUGUGUGUGUGUGUGUGUGGUGUCGUCGACGAUGUUUCAAUCAUUCAAUACACCUUUCUGACUUGAGAAAUUGUCAUAUUUGACAGCGGGAAGGCUUUCAACCCUGUUGCGUUUUUAUAAGGAGCUUUCAAAUCCAUUCACGAUAUCGCUGCGGGCGUUGGAGUCGAUUCUUGUGUUUGCUGAAAGCAGUCUCGGUAAAUCUCAGCUCCUAGCGCCGGGGGUUGUGGUCGGUCCAGUGAGGUUCUGUGUCUGCACUCAGCACUGAUUGUGCUGGGGGGAAGCUCCAAGCAAGACCAUUCGUCCCAUCGCCAACGCUGCAAUCCCCUUACAGCUACAGACGGUCGCUUUCUUGAUCGAUCACCGGAUUUUGUUGACUGUCCAUUUCCGGUUCAGUGAUGAGUGAGUGCUUGCAACUGGCCACUCUGGGCCGGCCUUUCCAGUUGGGAAUGCUGUACGACUGCCGAUCAGAUGCUCUGAUCCCAGACGUCACCUUGUGGGACUUGCAGACACUGCAGAGCAACCUUGAUCGUCAUGACCAGCCCAGCACCGUGUUUCACAUCAUUGCAUCAGAUUCCAUGGAGAAGAAAUCCAAUGCCCUCAAUGUGUCAGAGUCACUGAAAGUGAGUUUCCUGGGUGGGUUGGUGGAGGUGAAAGGGUCGGCAAAAUAUCUCAGAGACACGAAGGAAUCAGAGCAACAAGCACGAGUUACCCUUCAGUACAAAGCAACAACCAAGUUUGAACAACUGACGAUGAGUCACUUAGGGAGACAGAAUAUUACCUACCCGAGUGUGUUUGAUGAGGGCUCAGCCACCCAUGUCAUUAUAGCAGUGCUGUAUGGGGCCCAGGCCUUCUUUGUGUUUGAUCAAAUGGCUUCUUCAGCAGAGAACACACAGAAUAUUCAAGGCAACAUGGAGGUGAUGAUUAAACGUCUCCCUAUGAUUGCGAUCGAGGGAGAGGCCUCCCUAGAAAUGACAGAAGAACAGAGCACUCAGGCCGAGAAGUUUAGCUGCACCUUUUAUGGGGAUUUCUCACUGAAGAACAAUCCCACCACCUUCAAAGACGCCAUCAAUAUCUGCGCAACACUGCCACACCUCCUGGGUCCAGAUGGAGAACAUUCAGUGCCCGUCACAGUCUGGCUCUAUCCUCUCAAUAAACUGGAUACCAAAGCUGCUCAGAUGGUGAGGGAGAUCAGCGUGGGACUGGUCAAUCGCUGCCAGUGUGUCCUGGAACAGCUCAGUGAGGCCGCGAUGGGGUGCAAUGACCUGAUGAAAGACAGUGUCGCAGUUCAGUUUCCUGAGAUCGGGGACAGGAUACUUCAAUUCCGAGAGAUGUGUCUGGAGUACAAACUGGUUUUCCAAGGGACCUUAGCCAGAGUUUUGCCGUCCAUUCGCGGCGGUGGGAAGGAGGAAGGGUUGCUGGUGGACAUAUUGAAGAACAGGGAACAGUCACCAUUUAAACACCAAUCACUGACCACAUGGCUGGAUGACAAGGAAUGGGAGAUGAUGGUUGUGGGAUUUUGCCUCAGGAUAAUGAAAGACAUACCUGUUGUGAAAUCAAGGAGAGAGUUGCAUAAAGUGUUGAUGGGUCCAGUAACAGACUACGUGGUCUGUUUCACAUUCACAACACUGCAUCAGGAGGAGUUCUACCUGACGGAGGCAAUCAAUUACCUCCGAUCUCUCACAGCAGAGAAAAUGCAGAUGCCACCUCCUGCUGCCGGAGCCAAUACAACACAACACAGCGAGCGCUGGUUUCACUUAUCGUCCAUACCCGAGAAGAUGAAGGAACGAUCAGGACUGUUCCUGGAUUUUGCCACAGCCAACAGUGGGGACGAGAAAGUAAAAUUCCUUGUUGGAUCCGCACAGGAUGACAGUAACGUGGGUGCGUCUAUUUACCUGUACGGAGGUGUGAUGGUGAGGAGCCGCUGCUUUGAACCCCCGUCUCAGCCUGAGAGACCAACAGCGAGUGGGACAACACACGACAGUGUGAUGCUGCAGUUAGAGCCACCCACAUGUGGUUCUGAUGAGAUUGUGGGCUACAAGGUAGAGUAUCGAGGUAGCCAGCAGGAGAAAUGGACAAUACUAGAUACACCUGACGCAUCCCACUCCUUCACGAUAUCUGGGUUGGAGUCACACCAGGAAUAUCACAUCCGAUACAGAGCAGUGACCAAGGUAGGGGUCAGCAAGGCCAGUGAAAUCUACAUGGUCUCCACCCGGCCGACAAGUCCUCCUGGUAAACCGGUCUUCCAGGAUCGUUCACCCAACCCAACACUGUCCGGCGAUGGACAAAGUCAGAUUGGAGCCGACGUAUUUCAAUACAGGAAUGAAUACAAGGAAGAAUCUUUGUUCAAGUCUAUUGCAUUGGACAGAUCAUGGGAGCAGGUUCAGACAAAAGACAGACAUGAUAGUUCACACAGACCAAAGAGAAUUGCCCUGAAACUUCUUGAACAAGCUCAAUUAAUAACCAAAGGAAACCCUUCCAUUUACAAGCUCAACCUAGAGAGGGAGGUGUUUAAUCAGUCCAAGCAGCUUGUGAAAUGCUCCUUAGGAAAGCCCACCACUAUGCACAAGAUGAAGACAAUUAUGUUGCUGGGGGCAACUGGAUCAGGAAAGACAACCCUCAUCAACGGGAUGAUCAACUACAUCUUGGGCGUGGAGUGGCGGGACAACUUCAGAUACCAGUUAAUACAGGAGGAGACGGGAAAAUCCCAGGCUGAGAGCCAGACUUCCUCCAUCACUGCCUACCAUCUCCACCACCAGGCAGGGUUUAACAUCGACUGCUCUCUGACUAUCAUCGACACGCCAGGGUUCGGGGACACCAGGGGCAUCAGCCGGGAUCGACAGAUCACUGAGCAAAUCCGCACGUUCUUCACUUCCCCACAGGGCAUUGAUCAGAUCGACGCGGUCUGUUUCGUCGUCCAAGCAUCCUUGGCUCGCCUGACCCAGACACAGAAAUAUGUCUUUGAUUCCAUCCUUUCCAUUUUUGGCAAAGAUAUCACGGGGAACAUUCAGAUACUGGUGACGUUUGCGGACGGGCAGCGCCCCCCAGUUCUGGAGGCCCUGAAAGUCGCCCAGGUACCCUGCCCCAAAGACAAAAAGGGAUUGCCAGUACACUUCAAGUUUAACAAUUCUGCCAUUUAUGCCCAGCGUCCGACCUCUGGCGUCGAGGGGAGAUCUAACAGCGGGGAAGAAGAUAAUGACUUUAACCUGAUGUUCUGGAAGAUGGGGACAAACAGUAUGAAAAAGUUCUUCACAGCUCUGAGCACGAUGCAGGCGAGGAGCCUGCUCCUGACCAGAGAGGUUCUGAAGGAACGUAGCCAGCUGGAGUCUGUAGUGGCCGGGUUGCAGCCUCUGAUCCAAGCAGGGCUGACCAAAUAUGAGGAGCUCAAAAAAUCCCAACAAGUUCUGGACCAAAACCAGUCCAACCUGGAAGAAAAUAAAGACUUUGAGUACGAGGUUGAUGUGAUUGUUAAAGAAAAGAGGAAACUUGGCAGUGAUGCUCCAUUAGUAAACAACUGUACAGUUUGUGAAUACAGUUGUCACGACCCCUGUAUGUAUGCAGGUUAUAUUUACAAAUACUGGUGUACGUCAAUGGACUGGUGGGGAAAUUGUAAAGUCUGUCCGGGGAAGUGUGCCUCACGAAAACACCGAAGGGAAAAGUACAGGUAUGUCUGUGUAACAAAAAAGGAGAAGAGGACGUACAACGAACUGAAGAAAAAGUAUGAGAAGAAAUACAAAGGUGAGAAGAUGAGCCUGCAGAAGGUUAGGGAGUCACUUGAGCAGGAGUUUGCUGAGAUGGGGAACACAGUUCUGGAGCUGAUUCAAGAAUUAUCCCAGGGCAUUAGACGACUUGAAGAAAUAGCCCUGAGACCAAACCCGUUGUCCACCCCGGCUUACAUUGACCUCCUGAUUCAGGGUGAGAAAGAUGAGGUGAAGCCCGGCUUCAUUGAGCGAAUUCAGGCACUCACCGCUGUGAAGAAGCAGGCAGAGAUCAGAGAAAUAAUCACCAACAAGAUGCUGCUACCAAAGUAUUCGAAGGAAGGUGCGGCAGGAGGGAAAAGUUCUGGAGAUUAGUAAAAUAAAAAAAUAUCAAAGUGAUGAAUUGAUUCUCUUCCAAGAAGUAACCGAGAAACAUUCCAGCUGUUUUCCACUGCGUUUCACUCAACCGAUAGACAAAUCCUCGGUCUAAUUCCUCAUCCUUCCCCCUCCCCCAAGUGCCCAUAGUGUCCUCAUUGGAACUUACCGAAUGGUGAAAGGCCUGGAUAGAGUGGAUGUGGUGAGGAUGUUUCCAUUAGUGGGGGAGUCCAGGAUCAGAGGUCACAGCCUCAGAAUUAAAGGAUGUUCUUUUAAGGAGAUGAGGAAGAAUUUAUUUCGUCAAAGGGUGGUGAAUCUGUGGAAGUCUUUGCCACAGACGUCUGUGGAGGCCAAGUCAAUGGAUAUUUUUUAAGGCAGAAAUAGAUGGAUUCUUGUUUAGUAUGGGUGUCGGGAGUUAUGGGGAGAAGGCACGAGAAUGGGUUUGGGAGGGAGAGAUAGAUCAGCCAAGAGUACAAAUCUACACUUUAAAAAUGUCCAUUGACUUGGCAAUGAAUGCCACAGAUUCACUGACUAUCCUCUGACUAACAACAUUCUUCCUAGUCGUCUUUUAUUCUGACGUUUUUGCAUCUGAUCCUAGACUCUUCCACUAGGGGAAACAUCCUCUCCACAUCCACUCUAUCCAGGCCUUUCACUGAUUCAGUAAGUUUCAAUGAGGUCCCCACUCAUCCUUCUAAUCUACAGCGAGUAGAGGCCAGUGCCGCCACAUGCUCAUCAUAUGUGACCGUGGUCGCCUUCGGGAUUUUAACAUCUCGUAGCCCGCGAUCCCUUUACCAGGGAUCGACCAUGGAUGCUUGCGGACUUAACAUAACGGAGCCCGCGGAACUCCAAGCCUCAGGAGCUUCGACCGCGGGAGAAUAAAGAGGAGGAAGAUUGGACCAUUUUUGCCUUCCAUCACAGUGAGGAAUGUGGAAUCUGCCGUGGCGGAUGUUUGUGUUGACUGUGAUGUAGUUGUGUGUCUUGGUGCUUUUUUUCAGCAGGACUGUAUGGCAAGUUGCAUAUCACUCCACCUUAAUUGGUACAUGCGACAAUAAAGACCUUUGAUACCUUUAAAGAAUUGUAGAAGCUGUAUUUUUGCGUAGAACAAAGUGUUGGAGUAAUUCAACGGGUCAGGUAGCAUCUCUGGAAGACAUGGAUAGGUGAUGUUUCAGGUUGGGAUCCUUCUUCACACUAAUGUAGUAGGGGAGAGAAAGUUGGGGGGGGGGUGGGAGGUGAGGAUACUUGACAGGCCUUGUCCUGCCCCAUCUCAUCAGCUUUCUCCUACCCGAUUUUGAAACGUCACUUGUCCACAUCCUACAGAAAUGCUGCUUGACCUGCUGAGUUACUCCAGCACUUUGUGCUCUAUGCAUUAUUCUUUCAGAAGUAGACAAAAAUGCUGCAGAAACUCAGCGGGUGUGGCAGCAUCUAUGGAGCGAAGAAAAUAGGUGACGUUUCGGUUGUCUGAAGACGAAUCUCGACCCGAAACGUCGCCUAUUUCCUCCGCUCCAUAAAUCCUGCCUCACCCACUGAGUUUUUCCAGCAUUUUUGUCUACCUUCGAUUUUCCAGCAUCUGCAGUUCCUUCUUAAACAUUUAUUUAGUUAUUUAUUUACUUUAAUUAUUUAUUUCGAACAGAAUAAAAUAAUAAAAAGCAAGUGUGAAACAGCAUACAAAAAACAAAACAAAAAUAUUUAUAAAGUGUCAUAAACAAUAUCUAUAAAUAAAUGAAAUCGUAUGUGUCCGAAAAUGAGCAGGAAGAAGCCAAAGCUUAUUCAUUCCAACCCAUUAUUCAACUGUUUCUAAUUAUCUUAUAUAAAUUUAGCAGCUAUAUGUACACCAAAUUAUUUACAUUUAUACACUAAUCAAAUAUUUACAAAGCCAUACAAAAAAGAAAAGAAAAAAAACCCUCAUAUACUAUACAGUAUCUUAGUCAUAUAUAUAACCCAUCUCUCUAUAAUCACCCUUCCCAAUACAAUCAGCAUAACAAAUAUCUCACUCACAAUCACCUUUCCUCAUCCCAAUAUCCUUUUAAACAAGUGUUUUUGUACAUCUUUUUAAAGUGAAUUAUGUUUGUGCUAAGUUUUAUCUCCUGUUCCAGACCAUUCCACAAAUUCACACCACAGAUUGCUAUGCACAUACUUUUAAGAGCUGUUCUGACAUUGAGUUUUUUUUUAAUUAUGUUCCCCUCUCAAAUUAUACCCACCCUGUCUUUCCAUAAACAGUUUUUGUAUAUUUCUUGGAAGUAAAUUAUUUCUUGCUUUGUACAUGAUUUGCGCAGUCUUAAAUUUAACCAGAUCGGUGAACUUCAGUGUAUGUGUCUUUAAGAAUAAUAAAUUGGUAUGUUCAAGAUAUCCAAUGUUAUUGAUAAUUCUUAUUGCUCUUUUUUGUAAUGUGCAUAACGGCUGUAGGUUGGUUUUGUAGGUGUUACCCCAUAUCUCCACACAGUAACUCAGAUAUGGCAAUAUGAGUGUAUUAUACAAAGUAUGUAAUGAUUUGUGGUCCAGAAUGUGUCCUGAUUUUCCCAAUAUUGCUAUAGACUUUGCCAGUUUUGCUUUGACGUGGUUUAUAUGUGGUUUCCAGCCGAUUUUGUGGUCUAAGAUCACACCAAGAAAUUUAUUUUCAUAUACUCUUUCUAUACUUAUGUUAUCUAUUUUCAAUUGUACUUUUAUGUUUUCCAAAUAGCAUAAUCUUUGUUUUGCUUAAAUUUAGAGACAAUUUGUUGACAUCAAACCACUGUUUUAAUUUAUUCAUUUCUGAUGUGAUGACUUCCCAAAUCUGCUUCAAAUUGCCACCGGAACAAAAAAUAUUCAUAUCAUCGUCAAAUAUAAUUAAUUUCAGUAUAUUUGAUACUUUGCAUAUGUCGUUAAUGUACAUUAUGAAAAGCUUUGGACCUAACACAGACCCUUGAGGUACUCCACAAGUUAUGUUCAUGUAAGUUGAUUUAUGUUCACCUAUUUCUACAAAUUGUUGCCUGUUUCUUAAAUAGCUUCUCACCCAAUCCAAUCCAACCCCUCUGAUGCCAUACCUAUCCAGUUUCAUGAGUAAAAUGUUGUGAUUUACGGUAUCAAAUGCUUUUUUAAAAUCUAUCAAUAUUCCCACUGCAAGUUUUUUAUUAUUUAUGCAAUUCUUUUAGCAGUAAUCUGUAACUUUCCAAUGGAUUAUUGUCUCAGAUGAUACUGCAUUAUUGCUUCAGCAUUUUAAAGCAUGUAUGCCUAGUUGACAUUGUAUUGCAAUUAAUAUAUGGUUUAUUGCAAUAGAAACACAUUUUUUUAUUAAAAGUUAUAGAUGCACGGAUUAAUUAAUGUG